This is a messenger RNA of Dentiscutata erythropus, 186 nucleotides long. The record is from the annotation of a GenBank genome assembly. Lineage: Eukaryota; Fungi; Glomeromycota; Glomeromycetes; Diversisporales; Gigasporaceae.
UGUGGGUAGAAGAGUGGAAGUGGGACGAAGGGGAAGAGGGUGUGAGUGUGGGGAAGUGGGGGCAAAGAGAGCGCGAAAGGAAAGAGCGAAAGAGAAGAGAAUAGAAAAGUGGAGUGAAAUUUUAAACUCCAAUCUUGCGACGAAGUCACGUGACUUCGGAUUUCGCGUUCCUGCGAAAUUGAAGGA